GGUUGAAGGGAAAGCUCGAUUCUUCCAACUUUGUCGUUAAAUUCACUCGUAUUAUAUGAGACGAGGCAGCUCCACCUCCUCCCUCGUCCUUCUCAUCUCUUUCUCUGCGGCCAUUUGAGCUCCAUUCCUCGCUCGCGGAGGCCCUUAACAAUGGCCGUCAACCACCUCCUUCGUUUCACUCUCAGGCCUCAGUUUGGUACCUUAACAAAAGCAUUCACUUCUUUUAGAAAGGUAUCACGGGAACGUCUCGUCCUCGCUCCUUUCCUGUCCCGCUUACAUGGUACAGAGGCAUCUGCACAAAAAGAGGAUUCGAGGUUCAAGGGGCAUGAUAUGCUUGCACCUUUUACUGCAGGAUGGCAGACCACCGAUGUUAGUCCACUGAUUAUAGAAAGAUCUGAGGGUUCAUAUGUAUAUGACAUUAAUGGAAGGAAGUACCUUGAUUCUCUUGCCGGUCUAUGGUGCACAUCCUUGGGGGGAAAUGAACCACGACUUGUGGAAGCUGCAACAAAACAACUAAAUGUCUUGCCAUUUUACCACUCCUUUUGGAAUCGUACUACGAGGCCUUCUUUGGAGCUGGCAAAGGAACUGCUUGAAAUGUUCACAGCUAGAAAAAUGGGGAAAGUCUUUUUUACAAACAGUGGUUCAGAAGCUAAUGAUACUCAGGUCAAACUGGUAUGGUACUAUAACAAUGCACUUGGAAGACCAGAUAAGAAGAAGUUCAUAGCUCGCUCAAAGGCAUAUCAUGGUUCAACAUUAAUAUCAGCCAGUCUUACUGGCCUUCCAGCUAUGCACCAGAAGUUUGACAUUCCUGCUCCAUUCGUUCUGCACACUGAUUGUCCACAUUACUGGCGUUACCAUCUUCCAGGUGAGACAGAGGAAGAGUUCUCAACCAGAUUAGCCAAAAACUUGGAAGACCUUAUACUCAAGGAGGGACCAGAGACAAUUGCUGCGUUCAUCGCCGAACCUGUCAUGGGUGCUGGUGGUGUGAUUCCUCCACCAGCUACUUAUUUUGAAAAGAUCCAACCUGUGCUCAAGAAGUAUGAUAUACUUUUCAUUGCCGACGAGGUAAUCUGUGCCUUUGGAAGACUAGGGACAAUGUUUGGAUGCGAUAAAUACAAUAUUAAACCGGACCUUGUAUCUCUUGCAAAGGCACUUUCCUCGGGAUACAUGGCUAUUGGAGCUGUUCUCAUGAGCCCUGAAAUCUCUGAUGUGAUUCACUCUCAAAGCAACAAGCUUGGUUCCUUUGCUCAUGGAUUUACUUAUUCUGGACACCCAGUCUCAUGUGCAGUCGCAAUUGAAACACUCAAAAUCUACAAGGAAAGGAAUAUAGUGGAGCAAGUAAAUAGCAUCUCCUCAAGAUUUCAAGAUGGCCUAAAAGCUUACUCUGAUAGCCCUAUCGUUGGAGAGAUACGGGGGACUGGCUUGAUCUUAAGCACAGAGUUUGCAGACAAUAAAUCACCAAAUGAUCCGUUCCCUCCUGAAUGGGGAGUUGGUGCAUAUUUUGGAACCGAAUGUCAGGAAAAUGGUAUGCUAGUACGUGUUGCAGGGGAUACUAUAAUGAUGUCUCCACCAUUUAUCAUCUCCCCUCGAGAAGUAGAUGAGUUAAUCAGCAUUUAUGGGGAGGCACUGAAGGCUACUGAAGAGAGAGUGAAGGAAUUGAAGGCUCAAAAGUAGCUGCAAAUAGUUACAACGAACAGCCCUGAAGGUACCAGAUCCUGACUACUAUUAAGGAACAAAGAAAUCCCUCUCCAUGAUGACCAAAUGCUUGAUUGGUGGCGAAAAGUUCAUCAGCUUGCGUAUAAGACAUGAGUAAUAUGUCUGCAAUCUUAACACUAGACACCCCCCCAAAGUAUGUAGAAAAGCCUUGGAUGCUGUGAGAAAUGUCACUCAACAGCUAGAUUCUUAAGGCAAUGUUGAAUAAAAAGUUCUUUUACGUUCUUAGCCUUCCUUGCUCGACUCUCUCACUUUCUCUCUCUCUCUCUCUCUGACCAUCCUCCUUUAUCAGCAUCUCCUCCGCCGUCCCCCCAUUUUUCACGGUGAAUCGUAUC
Cucurbita moschata (crookneck pumpkin) is the source of this 2048-nucleotide messenger RNA. Its product is annotated as gamma aminobutyrate transaminase 1, mitochondrial-like. Gene Ontology annotation, biological process: biotin biosynthetic process. Gene Ontology annotation, molecular function: S-adenosyl-L-methionine:8-amino-7-oxononanoate transaminase activity; pyridoxal phosphate binding. Lineage: Eukaryota; Viridiplantae; Streptophyta; Magnoliopsida; Cucurbitales; Cucurbitaceae. The record is from RefSeq and is a predicted model, not a curated record. The coding region runs from base 151 to 1674 and encodes 507 amino acids. The transcript is spliced from 21 exons.